Haliotis rubra (blacklip abalone) is the source of this 390-nucleotide messenger RNA. RefSeq lists its product as uncharacterized. The record is from RefSeq and is a predicted model, not a curated record. The transcript has 3 exons. The coding region runs from base 1 to 390 and encodes 129 amino acids. NCBI's taxonomy places the organism in Eukaryota, Metazoa, Mollusca, Gastropoda, Lepetellida, Haliotidae.
AUGAAGUUGAAGACGCAGUUAAUCUGUCUGCAGAUUGUGUUUUUGCUGAUAUCCCUCACGCCUGGGUAUGCCAUAACCUUCUAUCACUACACGGACGAAGUUGCGGCAGAUGCUAUAGAACGCAGUGGCUUCAUACGACAGAGCACAAACCCGAGAUAUGCUCAUUUUGGAACUGGAGUGUAUGGUACCGGAAUGAGUCCUGACCACGGCAGGGAGGCGAUCGCUAAAAACAACUAUCAAGGCGGAUGGCAGGGUAACUUGAACAGGGGAAAAGUGGAUUAUGCGUUCAAGUUUGACUUGCCCACGUCCAAGGUGACGAAUGAAUCAAAGAAUCGUGAUAUUCUCCUUUACAAAGGCGAUCUCUCUCUCUCUCAAGACCAACCCCUAUAA